Sitophilus oryzae (rice weevil) is the source of this 1005-nucleotide messenger RNA. Its product is annotated as craniofacial development protein 2-like. Gene Ontology annotation, biological process: chromatin remodeling. Lineage: Eukaryota; Metazoa; Arthropoda; Insecta; Coleoptera; Curculionidae. The coding region runs from base 1 to 1005 and encodes 334 amino acids. The transcript has a single exon. Gene Ontology annotation, molecular function: catalytic activity. The record is from RefSeq and is a predicted model, not a curated record. Gene Ontology annotation, cellular component: nucleus.
AUGAACAGACUGAAAGUUAAUAUCUUUGGAAUUAGUGAAGUCCGAUGGCCCGGUAGUGGCAAAUGCAUAACUGAUGGAGGAACAUUUUACUACUCUGGUAGUGACGAUCAACAAAAGCAUCCAAACGGUGUUGGAAUUUUGGUAGACAAAGAAACAAAUAAAGCCGUUACAGGUUUUGUACCCCUCUCAGAGAGAGUAAUGAUGAUACAGUUAGAAACAUCAAAGAUACGAACAAAUAUUAUUCAAGUGUACGCCCCAACGGCACAAAGUGAAGACAGAGAAAUUGAUGAAUUUUACGGGCAAAUAGAACAAUUAUGGAAGAACAUUAAAAAACACGAAGUGACAAUUGUAAUGGGAGAUUUCAAUGCCAAAAUCGGUAGAAGAGGAGUUGUGGAUGUCAUUGGAGAGCACGGACUAGGACAGCGUAACGAGAGAGGAGAGAGGCUGGUUGAAUUUGUCCAAGAGAAAGAUAUAGUAGUGACAAACACCUUAUUCAAACUACCACCAAGAAGAUUAUACACGUGGAGAUCACCACAGGACACAAAAGAUAAAAUAGUAAGAAACCAGAUCGACUAUGUCAUGAUUAAUAAACGGUACAGAAAUAGCAUACUCUCAGCCAAGACAUACCCAGGAGCAGACAUGGCAUCGGAUCAUAAUCCUGUAGUUGCAACAUUUAAACUAACUCUAAAACGUAUCAGACAGUCCAAGAAGAGUACCAAAAUGGACUUCACAAGAUUAAGAAACAGCGAAACUAGAUCAAGGGUUGAAAAACGACUUACAGAAGAGUUGCAAACAUCACACAGUAGAGAUAAGGGAGACAUAAACAUCGAAUGGGAGAAAAUUAAAGACACAAUUUUUGAAAUAGGAAACAAAGAGUUGAGCUGUAAGAAUGAGAAAAAGAAAAACGAAUGGAUGACCGAUGAAAUUAUCGAAUUAAUGAGAACAAGAAGAGAGGCUAAAACCACUGAAAACAACAGAUACAAAAGUAUACAUCGGGACAAAUGA